Agrilus planipennis (emerald ash borer) is the source of this 1404-nucleotide messenger RNA. RefSeq names its product BAG family molecular chaperone regulator 2. The record is from RefSeq and is a predicted model, not a curated record. Gene Ontology annotation, biological process: protein stabilization. Lineage: Eukaryota; Metazoa; Arthropoda; Insecta; Coleoptera; Buprestidae. The coding region runs from base 145 to 777 and encodes 210 amino acids. Gene Ontology annotation, molecular function: protein-folding chaperone binding; adenyl-nucleotide exchange factor activity. The transcript is spliced from 3 exons.
UAAAUUUCAGAAAUUGUCAAUAAUGAAAUUGUGAAUGUCAGCUUGAGUGAAUAAUAAAUAGUGAAAAGGCGCUAUCAAGCAAAUAAAAAUUUUAAUAGAUAUUUAAACGAGUAGUAGCUAAUACAAAUUAAAUUGGAGUUUUAAAUGAUUAAUGAAAAUUUUGGGAUGGAGGUGGAUUUAUCAGGUGGAUCUUCAACCGGUAGUAUAGCACCAGCAAAAUCGGGUAGUCUACCUCAAAUUGAUGAAUAUAGUCCUUUAGAAAAUAAAUCUCCAAAACAACGAUUGCUUGAACUUCUAGACGUUCUCGAAAGUCAUGUUGAAAAACUUCGAAAGGAAGCUUCCAGACUCGAAGAGGAACGUGAUAAAUUAUUGGCUUCGUUGGAUUCUAUUAAAGGAACAGAUCUUAUGCUAGACCUAAAUGAAAAUGAGCGUGAUGAUGUAUUGCAUUAUGCUGAUCGUAUAUUGAAUCGUUGUGCAACAGUAGAAUUAACUAUUUUAACACAACGUGACCAGACUCAAGAAGAUGCUCUCCAUCAAAUAAAUCAUUUGAUAGAUUAUUUAGUGAUGAGUGUUAGGAAUGACCCAGAGGGUGCUAAAUCUAAAUGCAUUGCCUACAUGAAUGCUUGUUCAUCUCAUUUUGUUGAGGGAGCUACAGAUAAAAAUUUUGAGUCUGCCCUCUUAGGUUGUACUGUAGAUGAUCAAAAAAGGGUUAAGAAACGUCUUCAGGGACUAUUAAGCUAUUUUGAUAGGGUCGAUGUCAGUAGUGAUCUUGAGUAAAUUCCCAUUUUAUUUUCUCUUCUAAAUAAAAUAAAUGCUAAAGAACAUACAUGUAGUAUCUCUGAAAAUGCUAAAUCCUGAAAAAUUUGAAGUUAAAGAAUUAAAUGUUUGUUUACUAUUAAUUAUGACCAGUUAUAAAUUACACGUUUUUAUAAUGAAAGAUUGGAUAGUUUGAAAGCUUUGUUGUUGUAUGUAUACAUAAUGUAAACAUAAAAUUGAAGAUAAGUUUGUGGUAGAGAAAUUUAACAGGAAACUUACAAGUAAAAUGUGUGGUGUAAUUCAGAGUUAUUCAAUGAAUUUAUAAUUCAGUAGCAUUGGAUUAGUGCUUAAAAGUGCAUUUUUGCAUGUAAGGCAUAGAAGUGUAAGCUUAUAAUGUGUUAAAUGUUCCAACAGUAGUACAAAAAGCUCCAUUCCUACCUUUCAUCUUGUGCUUUUUUAAUUGCUUAAAAAAAUUGCAUUACACAUGUCAGCAGUUCAACUUCAUUAAAUUCAUUCUACUUCAUAUACAGAUAAAUCAUUUCUAUCAAGUAUUCAUUUUGUUGUGAAACAAUAUUUUCCGUUAUUAAUUUAAACUUUACAUUCCGAAUUGUUUAUACUCCUUUACUAAAAUAAAGUUUGUUUUUUUUU